GCUUGCUUACACGUCAAAAGGUAGAGUUGAAAUUGAAGACAUUUUUCGAUUCGCAAUUAACAACAUUUACGGUUGUAGUUAGUAAGAAACAAAUAGAAUUGUGCCUAAAAACAAUAAAGUAACUUAGGCUGGAUGUCUUGGUGAAAAUUCGAUAUCAUUCCGUAUAGAAUAACUCAUGAUUUGCUAGGCUAAGCUUUAACAUAUAAAAUGGGUGGACUGUUUAGUUACUUUCGGGGUCUGUUAGGGGCGCGUGAAAUGAGAAUUUUGAUCCUCGGAUUGGACGGCGCCGGAAAAACCACAAUACUUUACAAAUUACAAGUUGGCGAGGUGGUGACCACUAUACCGACUAUCGGGUUCAACGUAGAACAAGUAACGUACAAAAACCUCAAGUUCCAGGUUUGGGAUCUUGGUGGACAAACUAGUAUUAGGCCAUAUUGGCGAUGUUACUAUGGCAACACAGAUGCAAUAAUUUAUGUAGUCGACUCUGCAGACAGAGAUCGAAUAGGAAUAUCAAAAGAUGAAUUGGUGCAUAUGUUAAGAGAGGAAGAGUUAGGGAAUGCCAUCCUGGUGGUGUUGGCCAACAAGCAGGACAUGGCGGGCUGCCUGACGGUGGCGGAGGUGCACCAGGCGCUGGGGCUGGACGCGCUGCGCGACAGAACCUUCCAGAUCUUCAAGACAUCAGCGGUGCGGGGUGAGGGCCUCGACCAGGCGAUGGACUGGCUAUCUGAUGCGUUACAAGCAAGGAAAUAACCUAUCAGGGCUGAAAAAGCUUGAAGUUAAGUUGUCCGGGAUGGACAGACAAGUGCGGACAGGAGAGUAAUAAAUUAUCUAUUAGUCAUAUGUUUAACGCCAUUAAGUUAGUACUUAGCGUCGCUGCCGUCUGCCCUGUGUUACUUAUUAACUUAUGUUGCUUUUAAGUUUAAAUAACACUAAUUAUGGAGAUUUAUUUCUCAUAACUUAAUGUUUAAAAUUUCAUUUUAUUUGUUUUAUAUCAAUGCAAAAACCUCUGCAUGUAUAUUUUUAUUUUUAGUAAGUAAUUUGUGUUAAAUGAAAGAAUAUUAUUUGACAAUUGUUAUGUAUUUUAUAUUAUAAAUUGCCUUCUAAUGAUUUGCCUUUAUGUAUUGAAAGGAGCUUGCAUUUAUCUCUUAAAAAUCAUUUGUGUAAAAUAUCAUGAAAUAAUCAAAAUCGUUAAAAACAAUCAAACAAUAAUGCCAAAAAUGGUGGAAUUAUUUACUAUGAAAUGUACUAAGAAAUGUAUUUUUAAUACUAGGAAUUUCAAAAGUUUUGUCACAUUAUUCCAAAAUGAAUUUAAUUAAUUUGUUAAUCAAACAAAAUUGUAGUUUUUUAUUGCAAACAUGAACUAACGUUUCUAAAAACGCACAAAUCUUUGUCUCAUUAGGUUUGACUUGAAAAAUGUUGACAAUUCCCUAAUUACUUCCAAAAUAUUUGAUCACAUAAUUUCUCCGGGCAAAACUUUACAAUCAGUUAUAUUAAUGUUUCGUUUUUUAAUCAUUUGGAAAUUACGGAAAAAGAAAAUCCAAUUUUUUUGUUAUAAUGUUUAGCUGUCAUUGUGACAGAACGCGGAAAUGACAUCUGUCAAAACGUCAGUGUUGCUAGUUGGCGGCAAGAUGGCGGCGACGCGUUAUCAGUAGAUAAAACAAUUGUUUUGGUAAUAUAGAUAGACGCAGACGGAUGUAUAAACUAUAGGGUACAUAAUAAGUUAUUACAAUUGAUUGAUUAUAAUAUAUUUUGUAUCAGUGACGUUCACUCAAGCUAUGUGUAAUUUAUUGUACGGCGGCAAGAAAAAAAAUUGUUUUAAAUACAA
Messenger RNA from Papilio polytes (common Mormon), 1825 nucleotides. RefSeq names its product ADP-ribosylation factor-like protein 1 (gene Arl1). Gene Ontology annotation, cellular component: cytoplasm; Golgi apparatus. Gene Ontology annotation, molecular function: GTPase activity; GTP binding. The record is from RefSeq and is a predicted model, not a curated record. The transcript has 5 exons. NCBI's taxonomy places the organism in Eukaryota, Metazoa, Arthropoda, Insecta, Lepidoptera, Papilionidae. The coding region runs from base 208 to 750 and encodes 180 amino acids. Gene Ontology annotation, biological process: vesicle-mediated transport; intracellular protein transport.